Phyllopteryx taeniolatus (common seadragon) is the source of this 4226-nucleotide messenger RNA. RefSeq names its product RAD51 recombinase (gene rad51). The transcript is spliced from 11 exons. Gene Ontology annotation, biological process: DNA strand invasion; DNA recombinase assembly; mitotic recombination-dependent replication fork processing. The coding region runs from base 205 to 1221 and encodes 338 amino acids. The record is from RefSeq and is a predicted model, not a curated record. NCBI's taxonomy places the organism in Eukaryota, Metazoa, Chordata, Actinopteri, Syngnathiformes, Syngnathidae. Gene Ontology annotation, molecular function: ATP-dependent DNA damage sensor activity; ATP hydrolysis activity; DNA strand exchange activity. Gene Ontology annotation, cellular component: condensed nuclear chromosome.
UGUAGUGGUGACGUCAUCGACAUGCGAUCGAGCGGGAACUCGAGUUAUAAAAAAAGGUCAACUGGCCUUUUCCCACACGUUUGCUCAGACGUGUUGAUCAAAACAUUGCACUUGCUUAACGUUGUAUUGAGAUAUAUUAAUGCGACGCCAUUAUUAACGGAAUCUGCGUCUGAUCUAGUACAAUAGCCUGCUGGCGUGAAGAUCAUGGCGAUGAGAUGUGAGGGCACGGUUGAAACUGAGAUUGAGGAGGAAGAAAACUAUGGACCUCAGCCUCUGUGCAGGCUAGAGCAAUGUGGAAUAGGUGCAAGUGACAUCAAGAAACUGGAGGACGCAGGUUUCCACACCAUCGAGGCAGUGGCUUAUGCGCCGAAGAAGGAGCUGCUUAACAUAAAAGGCAUUAGUGAAGCUAAAGCUGAUAAAAUUAUAAUGGAAGCUGCCAAGCUUGUGCCUAUGGGCUUUACUACAGCUUCUGAGUUCCACCAGAGAAGAGCAGAAAUCAUCCAAAUAUCUACAGGUUCGAAGGAAUUGGACAAACUCCUACAUGGUGGGAUUGAGACUGGUUCCAUCACAGAGAUGUUUGGGGAGUUUCGGACAGGGAAGACCCAGCUGUGCCAUACACUUGCUGUCACAUGUCAGCUGCCCAUGGAUCAGGGGGGUGGAGAAGGUAAAGCCAUGUACAUUGACACAGAGGGAACCUUCAGACCAGAAAGACUCCUGGCUGUAGCCGAAAGGUAUGGGCUGGUGGGCAGUGACGUUCUGGACAAUGUGGCCUAUGCUCGAGCUUUCAACACGGAUCAUCAGACGCAGCUGCUUUAUCAGGCGUCUGCUAUGAUGGCUGAGUCCAGAUACGCUCUGCUGAUUGUGGACAGCGCCACAGCUCUGUACAGAACAGACUACUCGGGCAGAGGUGAGCUGUCGGCCAGACAAGGACACUUGGGACGCUUCCUUCGCAUGCUGCUCAGGCUGGCUGACGAGUUUGGCGUUGCAGUGGUAAUAACCAACCAAGUGGUUGCACAGGUAGAUGGGGCUGCCAUGUUCUCUGCUGAUCCAAAGAAGCCAAUUGGUGGCAACAUUCUGGCUCAUGCAUCCACCACACGGCUGUAUCUGAGAAAAGGCAGAGGAGAGACAAGAAUCUGUAAAAUCUACGACUCGCCUUGCCUGCCAGAGGCGGAAGCCAUGUUUGCCAUUAAUGCCGACGGAGUGGGAGAUGCUAAAGACUGAGAACGCUCUGCAGUCGACACUAUGGAAGUGUCUCACCAGCCCAACCGAAUCUGAAAAACCUCUGGGAUCUGGACAGUACUAUUACUGCCAGGAAAGCUCCGGAAGUGUUCAGGUCAGACUGAGUCCAAGUCACGCUUCAAGCUGUUCGAGAUGUGAAAAUAGGAAAGAGCAGCCGAAAAUGAAAACCAUAUCAGCGUGGCAAGAUCGGUCAGAUACAACUAAUGGAUCUUAUUCUUUAUUCUCGACACAUUUGAGAAAUCAAGGUUGCUGUGUGUCAACCAAAACAAUUAGAAAUAUGACCGUCUCGGUCUCUGUCUUUGUUUCAGAAGUAUCUCUCGUGUGAUGUGUUUAAGGGACGGACAGAGUGGCAAACGUCCGUAUACGGGUAAACAUUUUUGCAACCGAGGACCUCGGAAGUAAUCUCGUCAUGUUUUUCAACUCUCCAAAAGCCUCGUGUCCAUUUGUCACCGUGUGUUAUUGCUUAAAAGAUAUUUGAGCAAUUACGUUGCCGCAUUGUCAUCAGCCAAGAUGUUCCAGCUUGAAUGUGAUCAAAUUUCACCCCCCCCCCCCCCCCCCCCCUCCAAAAGUAUGGCAAUGACGUCGAAAGCUUGUGAUUGGACGAGAGAUCGACAUGUCAGCAUUUACUUUCCGAUUCUGAUGCACAAGUUUGAAGAUGGCACCUUUUGUUUGAAGCCACCUAUUUCCCACAUAAGCUUUUCAGAUUGCAGAGCACAUUUCCAGUUGGAGGGUUACGGCUGCACGAUGACAUUUGGGGGUUUUGCUUUCAACCUGCGACGUAUGGUGCCAUUUCAAGUAGUACAGGAUCAGUGUUUGCUGCACAAAGUAGGUCAAAGUUCAGUUCACCAAUCCAAAAAUGUUCACUUGUUCAAUGUUCAUUUUUUUCCUAAUAUGUUGCUGACGGGCUCUUACCCUCAAAAUCUGCCAUUUCAUUUUCCCAUUGUUGCCCCUAAUUCAAACCACACUACUGCAGUUUUCACCCUACAAUCCCCAAAACUUUUUUUUUUUUUUUUUUUUUUUUUAUGGUCAAAAUACAAAAUAGCCCGAAGGCUCAAAACUAUUUAUUUUUGACCAAAAACAAAAACACACAACACAGCAUGACAGCAACAAUGGUGAAAGAACUUUGAUAACUUUGCAGUCCUCGCAGCUGUGGCUAACUAUAUUCACAAACUACUCUUAUAUUACAAAACAAAUCAAUCCCAUAUUAUUAAAACAAAAUGUUCCUAGUUAUCCAUUUUUACAAUGAUGUACUUUAUUAUUCAACAGAACUGCUUUGGAGAAUGUGUUUUAUUGUCCCGUAGCUCUUGUAUCUUUUCCUCUCGGCAAAGAUUUUUCUUUCUUUCUUCUAAUAAGACCAAGUUACUUCCUUCCUUGUUCUGUCAGUUUGCGCAGCUCGUGACCAAAAGGUUAGGGUAGGAACGUAGAUCGACCGGUAAAUCGAGCUUAGCUCCUUCUUUACCACAAUGGACCGAUGCAAAGUCCACAUCGCUGCAGGGACCGAACAGCCUGUAUCAGGGGGUUUGGUACCCCGUACCCCCGAAGCACCCCCCACAGGACAGUCGAAUGCCUUCUCCAAGUCCACAAAACGCUAAGACUGGUUGGUCAAACUCCCAAGCAUCCUCAAGGAUGUAGAGCUGGUCCGCUGUUCCACGGCCAGGACUAUAACCGCACUGCUCUUGCUGAAUCGGAGAUUCAACUUCCCAGCACCCCUGAAUAGACCUUACCAGCGAGGCCGAGGAGUGUGAUCCCCCUGCAGUUGGAAAACACCCUCCCACCACCCCAGUCUGCUAAUCCAGAGGCACUGUCCCCGAUGUCCAUGCGAUGUUGCAGAGGCGUGUCAACUAGAACAGCCCCACAACAUCCAGAGCCUUUAGGAACUGCGGCUGAAUCUCAUCCGCCCCUAGGGCCUUGCUACAGGGGAGCUUUUUAACCACCUCGGUGACCUCAGCCCCAGAGAUAGGGGAGCCCGUCUCAGAGAUAACAGCCUCUGUUUCCUCGUGGGAAGGUGUCGGUGGAAUUGAGGUCUUGGAAGUAUUCUCCCCACCGACUCACAACAUCUCAAGUUGAGGUCAGCAGUGCCCCAUCCCCACUACACACAGUGUUGAUGGUGCACUGCUUCUUCCCCCUCCUGAGACGCUGGAUGGUUGACCAGAAUUUUUUCAAAGCUGUCCGGAAGUCUUACUCCUUGGCCUCACCGAACAGUUUUUGCCUCAGCGACCACCUAAACUGCAUUCCACUUGGCCAGCCGGUACGGAUCAGCUGGCUCAGGAGUCCCAUAAGUCAAAAAGGCCCGAGAGGACUCCUCCUUCGGCGAAGGCAGGGACCUUGGUAAUCCGAUCCCCGGCUACAGAAGCUGGCUCUAGGGACGUGGAAUGUCACCACUCUGACAAGGAAGGAGCCCGAGCUGGUGUGUGAGAUCGAGACGUUCCGACUAGAUAGGCUCACCUCCUCACACAGCUUGGGCUCUGGUACCAGUCCUUGCGAGAGGGGUUGGACUCUUUCUCUAUGGAGUUGCCCACGGUGAGAGGCGCCGAGCAGAUGUGGGUGUACUUAUUGCAAUGAGAUUCAUGAGAUAUGAAAAAGGAGCCUCCUCGGGCGCUAAUAAUAAUAAUAAUAAUAAUUUCUAUGAGUACAAUAGGGUCUUUGCAGGUCACCUGCUCAGGCCAAAUCAUUUUUACAGAUACAAUAGCAACCUAGCAGGUCACCUGCUUUUUAGUGAGAAGAAAAUCAUCAAGCAGAACAGUUUCUUUGGGGACUCAUCAAAACUAUAAAAACAAGACUGAAAAAGGCUUUUUGAUGGAAAAUAAUUUAUUUACAGAUUACAACUAUAAAACACGCCGUGAGCGAUGCAGACUCGAUAUAGUCAAGACAAUCAAUCCAGAGAGGAAUACACUUAUUUCAUGGCAGUCCAAUGCAAAUGUGAUCUGAACAAAAAAAAUCUUACUUAUUAAGGGGGGGGGGGGGGAAAUCCCCAAAUUAAAAUGACU